Messenger RNA from Austrofundulus limnaeus, 400 nucleotides. It is a transcript of the gene tmem141, whose product is annotated as transmembrane protein 141. The record is from RefSeq and is a predicted model, not a curated record. NCBI's taxonomy places the organism in Eukaryota, Metazoa, Chordata, Actinopteri, Cyprinodontiformes, Rivulidae.
UAAACGCGGAAGCUUCAUAAGACUACAACACCUGACAAGUGAUUAUUUUCCCCCUUAAAAAUAAUCCCUCAGCUUUAUAACACCCAACAACAUGGUAAAUCUAGGUUUGACAAAAGUGGACGACGCGAUAGCAGCAAAACACCCGGGGUUACAAAGUUAUGCAGCUUGUCAGUCUAAAGCCUUUAUGAUGGGGACUGGGAGCUUUUUACUGGGUGUUGUAGGAUUUUUUGCUCUUCAGAGGGCUCUACAAAAGAAGUUCCCUUAUCCUCUCCAGUGGAAUCUGCUUGUUUCAAUAGUGGCGGCGUCGCUGGGCAGUUACGCAAUAACUCGCCAGGAAACACAGAAAUGUUCAGAUCUUUGGUUGAUGCUCGAAACCGGCGUAGUCCCACAGAGAUCCCCA